Molecule: messenger RNA, 954 nt
Organism: Pedinophyceae sp. YPF-701
Lineage: Eukaryota; Viridiplantae; Chlorophyta; Pedinophyceae
Source: the annotation of a GenBank genome assembly
AUGCAGGAAGGAGGCACCGCAGCGGCGGGAUGCAGGAGGCGAGUCUGCGCGUGCUCUGGGAUCGCCAAGGCGCUGGCGGGGCGCCUGAACGACGGUCGGGGGGUCGGCGGCGACGCCGUGGCGCGCCACGGGCUCGUGCGGGGCGCCGACGGCGCGUGGGCGUGCUGCGCGGCCGACGUCGACGCGACGCCGCGAGCCGUGGCGGCGCGCUGGCGCCCGGGCCGCAACGCCGACGUGGACCUCGAGGGCGCGGGCCUGCGCGUCGGGCGGCCGCGCGCCGUCGCCGUGCGCGUCGCGAGCGAGGGCGGCGCCGGCCGCGGGACCGCCUGGCACGUCUGGGACGGCGCCGUCGUCCUGGCGCGCCACCUCCACCACCGCGGCGCCGAGAUCGAGCGGAGCGAGCUCGGCGCGGACGUGGCGGGCGUCCUCGAGCUCGGCAGCGGCACGGGCCUCGUCGGCCUCUCCGCGGCGGCGUGUUUCCCUGCAUGUCGCUGCGUCGCGCUCACCGACCUGCCGGAGGCGCUGCCGGCGCUGCGGCGCAACGCGGCGCUGAACGCCGCGUGGAUCGGGGGCGGCGUGCGGGUCGAGGUCCUGCGGCUGGACUGGCGGGAAGCCGCAGGACGUGGGGGGUGUUUGGAGGCGGGAUGUGUGGGGGGGGGUCUCGAGUGGGACCUCGUCGUGGCCUCGGACUGCGUGUGGCUCCCGGAGCUCGUGGAGCCGUUCGCGGACGCGCUCGCGGCGGCGCUGCGCUCGCGGCGCGCGGUGGCCGUGCUGGCCACGCAGGAGCGCUCGGCGCGCGUGGACGCGGCGCUGUGGGCGGGCCUGCGCACGCGCGGGCUGCGGGUGCGCGACGCGCCGAUGGGGAGCGGGGAGCCGCCGCGUGGCGCGAUCCGCGUGACGUACGUCGACGGCGGCGCGCGGGCAGCAGACGACGUGGGGUUGCAGCGGGGGUGA